Molecule: messenger RNA, 2745 nt
Organism: Stylophora pistillata
Lineage: Eukaryota; Metazoa; Cnidaria; Anthozoa; Scleractinia; Pocilloporidae
Product: ephrin type-A receptor 7
Biological process (GO): positive regulation of kinase activity; protein phosphorylation; multicellular organism development
Cellular component (GO): plasma membrane; signaling receptor complex
Molecular function (GO): transmembrane receptor protein tyrosine kinase activity; ATP binding; protein binding
Source: RefSeq, a predicted model, not a curated record
AAGACUUGGAUUUGGGAUUCAUCGACGUCUUAUGGCCUUAUGACUGGCGGACCUUCUGGGGUGAACUCACAACAUCUGCUUUAAUGAUGGACAACUUAUUAGUCGCAGUUUGGAUUCUUCUACUCUUUGUUACUCUUACAUCAACUAAGCAAGUGAUUUUAGAGAAACAGCCAUUUCCAGAGAAAACAUGGGUUUGGAGCCCAUCAAGGCCAACGACUGCAAGUGGUGGGCCGAGAGGGUGGACAAAGCAGACAUAUUACUCAACUUGUGAUCUUUCUCUGGAUGAAUUUCCACAACCAAACAACUGGCUAAGAAGCGAUUCCAUCGAGAUCCACAGUGGGGCGAAAACAGUCCUCGUUACCAUCGAGUACCGAACAUUUAACUGUUCAUCGUAUUCUGACAAAGGAGGGAAUUAUUGCAAAAACUAUUUCGACUUAUACGAACAUCAGUCCUGGCAACAAUCAAUUCUCGACCCACUGACAAACAAGGCUAGCUAUAUAAAGAUUGCAAAAACAGCUCCGUCAGCUCUUGGCAUCAAAGUGACUCAAAAGUUUCGUGUAGAAGUUAAAAAAAAGUACAUCCUUUUGGCAUUUCAUGACCAGGGCUCAUGUAGUGUCCUUUUCUCCCUCACUGUUAGUUAUUUCGUCUGCCCAGAAUUGCCUCGAAUUAGUAGCUUGGUUUUCUUACCACAAACAACAGCUCCGGCGAACAACUCAAAGCCAGUUGAAGUUAACUGUGUUACUAAUGCUUUUAACAAGCAAGGCAUUCUAAGCCUGGAUUGUCAGAGUGAUGGGGUCUGGAACAUCAUUUCACUUAAUGGAAGUUGUAUAUGCCGGGAGGGGAUGGAAAAUGCAGCAGGAGAAUGCAAAGAUUGCCCAAAAGAUAAAUACAACGACGAAAAUGGCUUUAAUUGUACAGUUAUACCAUCAGCCCCGGAAAAUUUCAAAGUUAUCUUCGUUAACCAAAGCGCGUUGGAAUUACGGUGGCAGCCUCCUGCAGUGACCGGUGAUCAAACCCAGGUGUUUUAUGACGUCGACUGCCGAAAGCAGUGUGAAGGUGAAGACGAGAAUAAAUGCUUCGAUAAAGCUUGCGGGGAUGACGUCAUUUUUAUACCAAGAAGGGAUGGCCUCAACAUUACUCGCGUUUUUGUUGGAAAUCUAUCUACAUUUGUAUUCUACACCAUGAGAAUCUACGCUAAGAACCGAGUGAGCGAAGUAGCGAGCGGAAAGUAUGGAGUUGCCGCAAACUUCUCAACAAUAACACUGAGGACUAACGGAUCAGUUCCAGGUAAACCGGAAGUGUUCGUCGAACAACCAGGAACGACUGUCGUUGUAUCUUGGACUCUGAAGGAAAAGAACGGCAUUAUUGAAGAAUACCACGUGAUCUAUGUCAGAGAGGAUGAUUUGUCAGAUACCAAGACUCUUGCCACUAAGAAAAUGGAAGUGCAGUUUGAUUUAAAGGCGGGAAAAACAUAUGAAUUGCAGGUAUUUGCUAUAAACCAGAUGGGAAGAGGACCUGCAGGGGUGAGGAUGUUUACAUUGAGAAACGAUUCCGAGACUGAGACCUAUCUAGAGAUCGUCUACGCAUUGGCUGCCAUAUUGAUACUUUGUAUCAUGUGUUUCAUCUUUUACAUCGUUUGGAAACGAUGGGACCGAGGCCGAAGAAAUGAGGAAAGGGCAGCAGAAUCCAACAUUAGGGUGUAUGAUGAAAUUCCAAUCAGUUCUCUUGUUGAGUACCAAAAUUUGGAUGGUUUUAAACUAGACCGUGAACAAAUAACCACAAUGAGAGUACUUGGAAGUGGCAACUUUGGUCAAGUUUGUAAAGCAGUUUAUGGACCUUUGAGUGCUGAAGUUGCUGUUAAAUCAUUAAAAAGUAAUGCCCUGCCGAAAGACUUGCAAGAUUUUAUUACUGAAUUGCACCUUAUGAGCUCCUUGCAGCCUCAUCCUCAUGUUGUAAAACUCAUUGGUUGUUGUAUUGAAAAAGAUCCCUCCCUAAUAGUUUUGGAGUACUUAGCAUAUGGGGAUUUGUUGGGAUACCUGCGUAAGAGCAGAGGAUUUGAGGACACUUAUAAUACAGGAGAAAAGGGACCAAGUUCAUCACUCAGUGAGAAGGACAUCUUAUCUUUUGCGUGGAUGAUUGCUGAUGGCAUGAAUUAUUUAGCAUCAAUGAAGAUUGUUCAUCGUGACUUAGCAGCUCGAAAUGUGUUAGUGGGUGACAACAGAGUGUGUAAGAUAUCGGACUUUGGUUUAGCACGUGGUUUGGAGGAAGACAUCUACACUAGAAAGACUCAGGCUCGUCUUCCCAUUAAGUGGAUGCCUCCAGAAUCUCUAUUCUAUGGAACAUCAACUACUAUGAGUGACGUAUGGUCUUACGGCAUUGUGCUUUGGGAGGUCCUUACCAUUGGCGAGUCACCUUAUCCUGGAAAAACGUCCAAAACAGUAGCUGAUUUGCUGCAAGCAGGGUACCGUAUGCCCAGGCCAGCACAUGUCUCACAAGAACUGUAAGUAUACCCGCGAACUGCACUAUCUUAUAGUCCGAAUAGGAAGACUAAGCAUAUAAUUUGCGACAAAAAGCAAACGUCAAAAAUUAACAUGUCUUGCGGCCUGCCACCAUAGUUAAUGCAUUUGCAUCUGCAGGAAAUACUAUAUUUUUUUCUCACUUUAACUUUAGGUAUUGACGCCGAAAGGAGAGCAAAAUUAGUCUUUAUUUUUUACUGUUUUCCGUAAACUUAAACUCGAGGCCUGG